Pygocentrus nattereri (red-bellied piranha) is the source of this 1790-nucleotide messenger RNA. RefSeq names its product FXYD domain containing ion transport regulator 6 (gene fxyd6). Bases 271 to 567 code for a protein of 98 amino acids. Gene Ontology annotation, biological process: regulation of sodium ion transmembrane transporter activity. The record is from RefSeq and is a predicted model, not a curated record. Gene Ontology annotation, molecular function: sodium channel regulator activity. Lineage: Eukaryota; Metazoa; Chordata; Actinopteri; Characiformes; Serrasalmidae. The transcript has 9 exons. Gene Ontology annotation, cellular component: membrane.
UAUUACUAAAAAGCCAGCAGUGUCAUUGGUAGAGAGUGGAGAAACGCUUCUUUGGCUGAUAUUCAAUAUUAACACUGUGAGACACGCCUGGGGAACUAUUCUCUCUGGUCAUCGACUGUUUUUGUUUUGAAAUAUAUUUUCAUAUUACCCGAAAACUAACCCACUAAAUCGACAGUGCACUACUCAAGACUUAAAGGGAUAUUCUGCAAGGGAAACAGUUUUGCUGAUCCUCUCUCACUUCUUUCACAACUACACGGGAACGAAGUUGCCAUGGAAACAAUUCUCUUCUUCUGUUCGCUCCUUGUCUAUGUAGCUGCUGCAUCUGAUGCCACCACACAGGAGGGGAAAAAAGUAUUGGAUCCAUUUGAAUAUGACUAUGAGAGUUUGAGGAUUGGCGGUCUGGCAUUUGCUGUGGUUCUCUUUGCUUUGGGCGUUCUCCUUAUUCUCAGCCGGAGAUGCCGCUGCAGUUUUAACCAGAAGCAGCAGAGGGCUCCAGGUGAUGAGGAGGCCCAAGCAGAAAACCUGAUGGUAGCCAAGGCUAAGGAAACUCCAAAAGCCGAGAACUGAGAAUCAUCCAGAAAAGCACAGCUGUGACUGAACCACACUUUCCGAUGGUGACGAUGAUGCUGAAGCUGAUUCCAGUUUAUGGUUGGGGUUAGGGAUGGGCCAGUGUCAUGUAUAUAAACCUCUAGUCCUGUCAUGUGACCAGUAACUGUAUCUGUCUUUUUCUGUCUGUGCCCUUCUUGUACCAGUUCGUAUAAAGUAAGCCGUUGUAGAGAAACUAGCCACUACUUGCAGAUUGUUCAUACUGCUAGUGAUCCUCCCCAGCUGGGCUCAUGUGUUUUGUUUAAAUCGUAGGGUUUCACCAUUAGUUUAUGCCUUAUUUUCUUUUUUGUUAGUGUUAUCAAUGGUGUGGUCACUCUUGUUAAAUGUCUAUCUGCUGUUUUCAUCUUGUAGAUCAUGUAGUUUAUAUUAAGACACAGUUUUACACCUGAUGCAGAUGUGUUGAAACAUAUUUGAAUAUACGUACAUGUGUGUGUGUGUGAGAGUCUAAGUGUGUGUGUGUGUGUGUGUGUGUGUGUGUGUGUGUGUGUUUGUAGGUGGGCACAUGUGUGACAACUGAAGCUUGAAAGAGUGUGCAUAUGCAUCUGUCCAUACAAGUGAGAAAUAGUCUUGUGUCUACAUGCCUCCCUCCUGACAAUCUGACAAUUGCAGCACCCAAUUCAAACACAAGCACAGAAACUGUUCCACCACUGUACCACAGGGGGCACCACACCACUGUUCUCUAAAUCAGCUGCAACACUGCCCAGCUCUGUGCCUGCAUAAAGACCUGUGACCCGGAGUCCACAGGAGCACUCCACCUCACCAUAGUGCCACUAAACUGUCCUCCACUCUCUCAUUUUACAUGUAGCGAUUAUGUCCACUCUUCUCAAACUGCACAUUUCGCUACAAAUGUUCUGCUGUUCUGUGCAACCAAACCGUUGGUCUCGAUGGAGAUGGUGUGCUUUUGUGUGUGUCUAUGUCAUGCCACACAUUACUUGUGGUAAUAAACCUGAGAGUAGUAGAUUUGCAGGUCAGUUUGAAAAGAGAAAAAUGUAUUUACCAUUUAGCACAUUUAUGCUGGAUAUAUCUUGAAUCAUGCAGUCAGGUACAAUGCUAAGUAUUUUAGAAAAUGCUGUGUUUAUUAGAGAAAAUUAUAAAUACAUAUUCUGUACUUCUUUGUGCAGCUGUAUUGUAUGGCCACAUUUUGUGCUUUUAAAUACCAAAUAAAGUCUGUGUCUGACACAUGA